Molecule: messenger RNA, 1242 nt
Organism: Rasamsonia emersonii CBS 393.64
Lineage: Eukaryota; Fungi; Ascomycota; Eurotiomycetes; Eurotiales; Trichocomaceae
Exons: 2
Coding region: 1-1242 (413 amino acids)
Molecular function (GO): protein binding
Source: RefSeq, a predicted model, not a curated record
AUGCCCCGUUACGGGGUCCCUGCAGAGGUCUUUAUGAUGAUAUUGGAAUCAUUAGAAAGAAAGCCCCUGGCCAAAUGUCUCCGGGUAAGCAGACUUUGGUUCGAGGCCGGGAUCCCAAUCCUAUGGAGGGAGCCGCCUUUUAGAGCGCUGGGCUAUGUCAAGGGGGCACGCGAGGAGAAGUAUCUCAGCCAAAUAAAAUCCAUGGAUGUCCAUCAUGUCGACGACACACUUCAUCGAGCGUUGAACCGGUCGUUCACCUUCCCCGCCCUCCGCAGUGUCCUGGACAACACUGUGACAGCAGACCAGUUACGGACGUUUCUCCCAAAGCUCACAUUUUUGCAGGAUUUCGUUUACACGUCCUUCAAUCCUCCUUCCGACACAAGGGUACUGAUGGAGGACGAUAUUAUGAUGGAGGCAAUCAUCUCCUCUCUCCCUCGGCGGAACCUUCAAAGCCUAACGCUUGAACGCAUGAUUGAGAAGCAUCACAUCAACGGCAUGCUGCCCUUUGAGUCACUCCGAGAUCUUGAUGUUCUUCUGACAGCGGACGCGGUCGAGCCUCUCCUGAAACUGAUCACCACGCCCAUGCUCACAAAACUGUGCCUACGCGUGGACAACGAAGGGGCCGAUGUGCUGAAGUUGGUAUCUCUCUUCACGGAACUGCGGUCCCUUGAGGUCGCUUUCGGCUAUAAGGCCAAGCUUUCAGCAGACCAAAUCAUGUUGCUGGCCAAGCUCGUCAAACUGGAGACAUUGCAAAUCGAUGCACGGCCCAUAACACUUGCUUCUCGUGCAGAGGACCCCGAAUUCCCAGGCUUUACCCAUGAACAAUUCGACCAGCUGCUGUCGAGCCUGGAACAUCUGCGAGAUCUCCACCUGCGUUUUGCGUGGUCGUGCGAUAUGGGUGCUAUUCUGGAAUCUGCCGCCAGGCACAACCCCCCUCUCGAAUACCUGAACCUGGGCGAUAAGCUGGACAUAGACAUGGCCUGGCUGAAGCUUCAGGAACAGCCUCUGUUUCCUCGUCUGACAGGAAUGUUCAAACUCCGCCGCUUUGUGGAUCGGAAGGCCAACCCAGAAUGGGGCGAUGACCAUCCCGACAUUGUCAAACUCGGCGAGCUCCUGUGCAAACAUUUCCCGGAAGUGGUAUUCCUUGAGCCACGGGCACCAGAUAAGUUCUCGGCAGCCCUGAAAAAGGCAUGGCAAGAAAGCCAGAAGAAGAUUGAGGAAGAGUUCUCACCUCCUUCCUAG